Molecule: messenger RNA, 3141 nt
Organism: Angiostrongylus costaricensis
Lineage: Eukaryota; Metazoa; Nematoda; Chromadorea; Rhabditida; Metastrongylidae
Source: the annotation of a GenBank genome assembly
AUGUCGCAGAGUACUGGUCCAGUCUACACAUUCUGUUCUCCUUGCAAUCUUGGAGAAGGCUGGGCUAAGGCGUUCUCACGUGAACUGGGAGGGUUAACAGACUUCCAUUAUUUCUCGAUUUUACUCGUUAAGAAAAUGGAUACGGAGUCCGUUAAGGCUUUUAACGCGGAGUGCAAAAUUGAGUACAAAAUACCAUGCUUGUACGUUAUCGACAGUAUUAUCCGUACGUCAAAGCAUCAACUAAAGGAAAAGGACGUUUUUGCUUCACGAUUUCUCAAAAAUUUCUCUAAGACUUUGUCGGAUCUGCUUUCAUGUCCGGUUUGUGAUCAGCCUCGUGUGAUUCGAACAUUGAAUUUAUGGGGCGCAAAUGGUGUCUUCACAGAAGAGCAGCUAGCACCGUUCAAACAACAAUGUCGUGAUAUGGGAAUAGAAACGGAUAUAGAACGCGUUGAGCGCUUAGUAAAAGGAGACGAAGCGGACAUGUCCCGAUAUGGUGGCGCCUAUGGGCGUGUGAAAGAGAAAGAUAAAAGGAAACGUCGCAGUUCAGCUUCAGAUUCUCCCACUUCCAGCUCACACAUCCAGCAGCAGAACCUGUCCGUUCCGGCUCCGUCAACCACUCCACCACUGCCGACUCCAUCGCAACUCGUAGGUGUGGUGCCUCAGUUAAGCCAUGAUCCUUUACUUGGUGCUGUUAGUGAUCUUAACAACGAGCCAUCAGAUGAUGUACCUCCAUGUGGGCUGAGUGAACGGAAACUGUUGGAUAUGAUUCUGGAUGCAAACUUUGAGUUUAGCGGCGCAUUCAAGAAUGAUAUCGUCCUUUUAAGAAAAGCUCACGGGCUUAUUUGUCGUGCGCUUGAUGCAAGAAUACGGGCAGUAGGAGACAAACCGGAGAUAAAGGAUUUGUUAUCGAGUCAAUUCGAUUACAGUGAUGAGGAGGAUGAUGGCGACGAUAGUAAAAAGGCUAAAAGGCCUAAUGUGACGAAAGUUUGCCAAGAGGACCUAUUAAGCAUAGCAAGAAAUUUAAUAGAGGAUCCAAAUGUGAUCGCUGCAUUCAAACAUAUGCACGCUGAGAGGAUACUUGUACUAAAUCAGGCUGGAUUACCUAGCAUCGCUGGCUUGCCCACUGUGCAGAGUUUGUCAGGUCUACAAAGUUUGGCAGGUCUUCAGUCAAUCAAUCUAGCACAGUUGUCAGCCCUGAAUCAGGCAAACGUAGCACAGCCAAAUCAAGCUUUGCUGAAUUUAUUAGCCAACAAUUCGUUAGAAUUACUUCAACAGCUAGCUGCAAGUGGCAAAACGACAUUAGCUGGCGUACCUACAACAGCCGGUCUUGGUCUACUAGGUGCUGCACCAGCGCAGUUAAUCGGUCCAUUAUCGACCGCUUCACUGGCUAUGGUGACCGACGACAAUGAGAGUGAUAAAGACAUCCGCAGGAAGGAUCGGAAGAGAAGUCGUUCGAGGGAUCGAGCAGAUCAUAAGAAACGAAGAAGCAGGUCGAAAGAACGUAAGGUUGAGAAAGUAGACCGUGAACGUAGGAAGUUAGGAUUGCCUGCUGUACAAGAAGGAAUGACUAUAAUUGCUUCCAAGACGCUCUGGUUUGGUCGUCUUCCAAUCAACUGCAGUGAAAAUGACAUUAAGGCAGCAGUUGCCAGUGUUGGUGAUAUCAGUCGCGUGAAUCUCAUUGGGUCUAGAGCGUGUGCAUAUGCAACGAUGAGCUCUAGGAAGGCGGCAUACGACGUUCUUCAAAAAUUGGCUAGGGAUUUGCAAAUAGCAAGGAAAAAUGUGAAGGUGGAUUGGGCCAAAGGUGCUGGAAUGAAGGAAAAUGACCUAGCUAAGUAUUGGGAUGGUGAAUAUGGAAUCUCUCAGAUACCGUGGGAUCAGCUUCCCUCUGAUAUGGAACAGUUUUGUGAGGGUUCAUAUCUAGACGUGGAGACACUACCUCCCGAGAAGAGACACAUGUAUUUGGACACUGGUGCAUUGACAACUACACUUUCAUCUGCCGCCCCUCCUUCGAAAACUGAUACCUCUUCGCCGUCAACUCCUCCUACCUCAAUGCAUGCUUCACCCAUUAAGUCACUUGUGCCGGAUUCGCCUGCUGCUCUUGCUCCUAUACCGCAAGCGGUGCCGCCACCAGCCACAUUCCCUCCUUUUAUGGGUACACCACCAGUUCAUCGCCCUAAUCCGUUCAUGGGGCCUCCACCACAAAUGGUUCCACCGCCAGGAUUUCCAAUGCGUCUACCUAUGCCUCCCGGUAUACCUCCAGCAAUGCCACCAGGGAUGCCUGGUCAUAUGUUCGGCAUGCCUCCUGGAGGUCCAGGUGGCUUGAUGAUGCCACCACCGACAGGAAUACCGCCACCUGCACCAAUUCCACCUCCAUCGUCGAUACCACCACCGAUUGCUGGUGUUUCUGGAAUGCAUAGUGGGCCUAUGAGAACUGCUCCGUCUGAGGAUACAGUGGAUUUGGAGGCCGUGGAAACAGCAGUUAUCAUGGAGAUCGACAGUUCAUUGGUAGGGAAAAUGCUAGCGUUACUCUCUCAAGGACCGAUGAAAGCGCAGAAAGAGAUAGUAGACGCUCGUGGAACGAAAAGGGGGAUCGAGGUACAGCGCGAGGUUGGAAUGAAAGUAGAGAUGAGAGGGAAAGGGAUAACGAAAGAGAUAGGCGUCGUGACGAGGGCAGAAGCGAGAAGCGAAGAAGUAGGUGGGAUGAUUCGGACGAUAGAAGCAGUAGCCGAUGGGACGGGAGAGAUAGACAUCGAAGCGAACGAGACGACAGAGAUCGGGACCGCCGAGAUAGGGACCGCGACAGAGACAGGGAUAGCGAACGACGAAGAGAUCGUGAUAGAUCAGAGAGGGGCGAUAGAAGUCGUCGAGAUCGUGAAGAUCGUGAAAGACAUAGGACAAGGGAAAGGGAGUCACCUCGCUAUGACGAUCCUCCAUCAUCGCAAUCUCAGAUGGCAAAUAGUGUGCCUAGUAGAUGGCUCUGAGGAAGCAAUGGUGACGUCUACCACCGACGUAGAUUCAAGUGCAAUUAGCAGUCAACCAUCAUAUCAUUUGGAGUAUUUUGAAUCAAACAAGAAUUCAAUUUCCAAAGAUGAUGACGUAAUGGACAUUGAACAUUCUGUGCCACCGUCUGCAGAAGCGUGA